Messenger RNA from Cydia strobilella, 608 nucleotides. Its product is annotated as cyclin-dependent kinase inhibitor 1C-like. The coding region runs from base 39 to 587 and encodes 182 amino acids. NCBI's taxonomy places the organism in Eukaryota, Metazoa, Arthropoda, Insecta, Lepidoptera, Tortricidae. The record is from RefSeq and is a predicted model, not a curated record. The transcript has 2 exons.
CUUCCUCGCCUCGCUUCGAUUGCAACACGUCGGGAAAAAUGUCGCGAAUAUGUUGUCUACUACUCCUCCUGAGCCACCAAGCAUUUUCAACUGAACAGAAAAAACGCAGCCUCGUCAACUCCCUCGCCGUGCCAGCCGGCUUUCCCGCCCGCCACUCCGUCACAGAGCUCCACAACCGCGUACCAAUACUAAUACCUCAGCCUAUACCCAUAGGUAUACCACGGCCUGUACCGUACCAUGUAGGCGUUGGUGUACCUGUCGACCAGCCGCGACCGGUACCGGUGGUUGUACCACAUCCAGUAGCCCAUAUCAUCCCGCGACCAAUAGCAGUACCUAUAGAUAGACCGUUUCCGUACCCUGUGGCGCAUCCUGUACCUGUAACGAUCACGCAAGGGGUACGUAUACCGGUUCCGCAGCCGUAUGCGGUUAGUGUGCCGGCGGCAGUACCGGUGCGGGUGCCGCAGCCGGUUCCGGUGGCUUUUAAUAGUUUUAAUCCGGUACAGCAGGUAGUUCAACCGGUAGCACAGGUGGUAGGGAAUGGAGGGGUUGUGGAAGCCCAUGGUCAGUCAAUAGUGCAUCCUUAUUGAUCGAUUGAGUGAUAGUCUCAU